This is a messenger RNA of Cornus florida, 2520 nucleotides long. Its product is annotated as PHD finger-containing protein 1-like. The record is from RefSeq and is a predicted model, not a curated record. Lineage: Eukaryota; Viridiplantae; Streptophyta; Magnoliopsida; Cornales; Cornaceae. The transcript has 6 exons. Bases 122 to 1795 code for a protein of 557 amino acids.
GAUUAGACAGCGCCCUACGAAAUUCCACACUACAAAAUUCUAAAAAGCAAAAAAUAUAUAUAUACACACACACUAUUCCAGACACCAACAUCCUUGACGGUGCUCCGCGGCCUCCCUUAUUAUGACGAGACGUGCUCCGCUAUUUCCACUAGGAGGAGUAGUGGGCCGUCGCGUAUUGGAAUCGUGCAAUAAAACCAAACUACUGUACCAGUUUGGAGUCUUCUUCGUACCAGUUUGGAGUCAGGACGGUAACAUGACUGUGUGUCAGACUUGUGGUGACGAAGGCGAAAUUAAACUUCUAAUCUACUGUGUUAAGUGUCAGGAUUCUGCUGUGCAUCACUAUUGUCUAGACAAUUUUUCUCCUGAUGAUGAUUGUAUCACUUGGAUGUGUGUUGAAUGUGCACCGAAGGAGGCUGCUGAAUUGCUGUCAUCGAGAAAAAGCGAGCCAGUAAAUUUAAGAAAAGACCAGGCUGUUGAAGUACGAAUGAAUAGAAAGAAAAAGCUAAAUAAGAACUGUUCUUUAAAAGCAAAAAGAGCUGUUUACAUGGACAGACCGGCUGAAAUAGCUCAGUUACCAAGUAAUAGUUCUCUCCCAUGUGAGGAGAUGAAGAACCUGCACUCAAUUCAUGAAACACGAGGGAAUCAAGAGCUUAUAAAGCAUAGAAGAAGGUUAAUUCUUGAAGAUGGGGACAGACCAGAAGAUGAAUUUGAAUUAAUUAAAGCUGCAGCUUCUCCGUUACCUCCUUAUGAUCAUUAUGGUCCAGUGAAUGUUUCGUAUGGUCAGCGAUCUUUAAAAUCUGAUAUGGACAGACCGGCAGAAACAGCUCAGUUACCAAGUGAGAGUUCUCUCCCAUGUGAGGAGAUGAAGAACCUGUACUCAAUUCAUGAAACACGUGGGAAUCAAGAGCUUAGAAAGCAUAGAAGAAGGUUAAUUCUUGAAGAUGGGGACAGUCAAGAAGAUGAAUUUGAAUUAAUUAAAGCUGCUGCUUCUCCGUUACCGCCUUAUGAUCAUUAUGGUUCACUGAAUGUUUCGUAUGGUCAGCGAUCUUUAAAAUCUGAUAUGGACAUACCGGCGGAAACAACUCAGUUACCAAGUGAUAGUUCUCUCCCAUGUGAGGAGAUGAAAAACCUGCACUCAAUUCAUGAAACACGUAAAAAUCAAGAGCUUAGAAAGCAUAGAAGAAGGUUAAUUCUUGAAGAUGGGUACAGUCCAGAAGAUGAAUGUGAAUUAAUUAAAGCUGCAGCUUCUCCAUUACCUCCUUAUGAUCAUUAUGGUCCUGUGAAUGUUUCGUAUGGUCAGCGAUCUUUAAAAUCUGAUAACUAUGUGCAUGCACGACCUAUUGUGGAUCCAAUCUGGAGGGGUUCCUUUAGGAUUGGCAACAAAAAGGAUAAAAUUCUUGUUGGAAUUAUGGCCCAUUUAUCUAGUAAAGCUUGCUCGAAAGUGUCUGAUGCAGCAUCUUUGUUACCACCAAAAGUUGAUGUUGAAAUUCUGCCUAGAUGUGAUGCAUGGCCAAAGAGUUUUAAAAGGUUGCCACCCACUAAUGAUAGCAUUGCUCUGUAUUUCUUUCCGGAGUACGAAAGGGAUGAAAAAGUUUUUGACCGUCUGCUAGAUGAGAUAAUUGAGCACAACCUCUCUCUGAAGGCGGAGAUUAAUGAUGUGGAUCUUUUAGUUUUCUCAUCUCUUGAAUUGCCACAACAAAAUUGGAGAUUUUGUAGGAAGUAUUAUAUGUGGGGUGUGUUUAAACCAAAGCAGUACUCCUGUGCCUUGGUACAACCAACAAUUCUUGAAAAGUAGCAGUUCUCCUUGUGUCACGCUAAAAGUGCACAUUAUUAGCAGCAGCCAAGGUCACGCCAUUCUUUUGCUAAAACCAUGACUACUGGAAGUACCCAUGAGCAAUGGUAGUAGUAGCCAUUCGCUUAAGGCAUAACAUUGAUUUUUUAUUUUCUCACCCAUCCGACCUAAAUAAGCUUCAGGAGACGGAGCAUGGAUUAAGUAGGCGGGCUUAGAUCGCAGCACAGACAAUGAGAUUAUGGAGAUAGAAUAGAAUUAUAGAAGCAUUCGAUGUUAACUCCUCACAAACCUAGAAGACUUUGGGCCAUUUGUUAGGUUGACAAAGACACUGACAUUUGUGAGCCUUAUCUAGAACCAUUUCAUUGGAGUAGUUUUGACCUGAAGUUGGGUUUGUGCUCAUCUGGCAGGGAUGAUUUUGGGAAUAGGGCAUCAGGGUGUCAGUUACUACCAAGCAAUCCCUUCGUGUUGUACAAAGUUUAGUGUCGUGAUGGCUUCUAGUAUAGUUUCAUUUUGGGUCAUCUGCACGUGGAGUUGCUGAUUUUGAAAAAUUAUAGCUUUAAUGGCAUCAUCUGAUUCAUCUGCAUGUGGAGUGCCUGGCUGAUUUUGGGAUAUCAUAGCUUUAGUGGUACAUUGUUCUUUUUCUUUUUGAACAUCCCCUUUUGGAGGGCUUUCGCAUUGCUGUUUAUUUCUAAUAUAGCUAGAAUGGGAUCCACCAAGUCUUAUUAGCA